Penicillium cosmopolitanum is the source of this 948-nucleotide messenger RNA. RefSeq names its product NAD(P)-dependent oxidoreductase. Gene Ontology annotation, cellular component: mitochondrion. Lineage: Eukaryota; Fungi; Ascomycota; Eurotiomycetes; Eurotiales; Aspergillaceae. Gene Ontology annotation, biological process: L-valine catabolic process. Gene Ontology annotation, molecular function: NAD binding; NADP binding; 3-hydroxyisobutyrate dehydrogenase activity. The transcript has 4 exons. The record is from RefSeq and is a predicted model, not a curated record. Bases 1 to 948 code for a protein of 315 amino acids.
AUGGCUAGUGAAAAUGCGACAUUUGGCUUCAUUGGCCUUGGUGCCAUGGGUCAUGGUAUGGCCAAAAACAUUGCGCUCAAGAUGGGAGACUCAUCAAAGCUGUUUGUGUACGACAUCAACCAAGAAGCCGUUCAGAAUUUCGUCGCAGAGUAUAAUCAGAAUGAAAAGGUCAAUUCUGCAGGCUCUCCCAGAGAAAUUGCGGAGAAGUGCGAUAUUAUCAUGACGUCGGUUCCAAAAGCACCUCAUGUGGAAGUCGUGUUUUUGAAUCCCAGUACUGGUCUUCUUGCUGCUCCAAAGACAGGGAAAACCCUCUUUCUGGAGUUGAGUACAAUCGACGCCGGGGCAUCGAGCGCGAUCAAGGACAAGUUAGAGGCCGGGGGAUUUGGACAAUUUGUUGAUGCGCCUUGUUCGGGUGGCUCAAUGGGGGCUGAAAAAGGUGCAUUGUCUUUCAUGGUCGGUUGUGCGGAUCAGCUCUAUCCGCGCGUUUUUGAAAUCUUAAAGUUGAUGGGCAAAGAAGACGGUAUUUUCCAUUGCGGUGAAUCCGGAACCGGACUCAAAACGAAGCUUCUGAACAACUAUCUUUCGUCGAUCACCACCAUUGCUACCGCUGAGACAAUAAAUAUUGGUAUUAGAGGUGGCUUAAAUGCUGAGAAGCUGAACGAAGUUCUGAAUGCAAGUUCAGGAAUGAGCUUCAACUCUAAGAUCAAUAAUCCAGUCCCAGGUCUUACACCUGCCAGUCCCGCGAGCAAUGGUUACACACCCGGCUUCUCUAUUGAGUUGUGUCUGGGGGUUUUGGAACUGGCUGUGAAGUCUGGGAACGAUCUGGGUGCGAAAAUGGUCCUAGGCCAGCCGAUGCUCAACGCUUACCGCGAAGCCGCGGCAAAGGACAUAUACAAGGGGAAAGAUGCAAAGAUUAUCUACAAAUGGAUUGAAAGCGGAUCAAACUGA